Cavenderia fasciculata is the source of this 684-nucleotide messenger RNA. RefSeq lists its product as uncharacterized. The transcript has 3 exons. The record is from RefSeq and is a predicted model, not a curated record. The coding region runs from base 1 to 684 and encodes 227 amino acids. NCBI's taxonomy places the organism in Eukaryota, Evosea, Eumycetozoa, Acytosteliales, Cavenderiaceae.
AUGGAUGAAUUUGUUGAUCAAGCUCUCAAAAUCAUCUUUGAUUCUGAUCUUUCAGAUGAGCAAAAGGAUCAUAGUCGCGAUUGCUUAGAGGAACAGCCAUACAAAGCCAGAUUUAUCAUUGACGCUUUCAAAAGAAACUCUGUUCAUAAAUACCUUCUCUCAAUGAAAAAGAAUGAUCCUACAACCAAUCUUCAAUUGAUUUUUGUCCUCCAAGAGGAAAACAACAAAUUUAAAAGAAAACUGGAUCUAUUCGAAUCUGAGCUCUCGCAAUUGAAGAAUUCCAAGGGGGCAAGUCAAGACUUGCUCCCCCCAGUUUUCUAUCAGCCAACAGAAAAUUCACCAAGGUCUCCAUAUGAAGAGAAUGUUAGCGAAGGAACCAUCUCCAAUGAACAACGAGAGAAUAUUAUUGAAGAGACUAUCGCUGAUGAACAGCAAGUGAAUUUUUUUGACGAAGAUGAAGAACUGGAGACCGUCAUCGACCAUGAAGAGGAAGAGAAUAUUAUUGAAGAAACCAUCGCCAAUGAAAAAGAGAAUAUUAUCCAACAACAAGAGAAUAUUGAAGAAACCAUCACCAAUGAACAAGAGAACAUUAUGAAUCCAUUUUUUGAACUCAACGGGAUUCAUUCCUUCAGAUCAAUAUUUCCAUACAAAUGUACUGUCUAUGAAUGCAGUUCGUUUAGAUGA